Molecule: messenger RNA, 3733 nt
Organism: Scatophagus argus
Lineage: Eukaryota; Metazoa; Chordata; Actinopteri; Scatophagidae
Gene: ube3a
Product: ubiquitin protein ligase E3A
Exons: 11
Coding region: 301-2814 (837 amino acids)
Biological process (GO): protein polyubiquitination; regulation of ubiquitin-dependent protein catabolic process
Cellular component (GO): cytosol
Molecular function (GO): ubiquitin protein ligase activity
Source: RefSeq, a predicted model, not a curated record
GCAUGCCGGGAUAUAUCGCGCUCUUGUUUACAAGAUGGUAGGAGAGGAUAUUUAGCUUUGACUUACGGACUAAAAACAUUAGGGCUUCCUAACGUCGUCACACUUGAAGAUUAUUUAGGCUACGUGUCGUUGAAUAAACUGAAGACGUUUUAAACGAAGCGGACUGAAUGUCGCCACAGCAGCGGCUCUCACGCUGACAGACAUUAGAUCUUUUUUUGCACUGUCACUGACAGACAGACCUGCUCAAAUCACAGAGUACUGUAAAGUUGGGCCUGCAGGAGGAUACCUGAAUCCAGCUGAAUGAACAGAGCGGCUGCAAAACAUCUAAUUGAGCGCUACUUUCGGCAGUUAACCGAAGGCUGUGGAAAUGGCGACUGCACAAAUGAGUUUUGCGCAUCAUGUUGUGCUUUUCAACCUUUGGAUAACAAUUCAGCAGCUGCCAAAGCACUUGAGCUGUUUAAGAUUAAUGCCAAACUCUGCAAUCUUCACCCUUCCAAGAAACAAUCUGACACCUCACGUUCAGACUCCAGUGCCAACGAAAACACUCACCUGGACAACAAGAUGAGUGAUGCGGACUACUUUACCCAAAAAGAGGACUUCUCAGAUGUUCAUUACCUCACAGAGAACACUGUAUGUAUGAUCCUGAGUUUCUGCGAGGAGGAAGGCGACUACUCAGCUCUCGUGCAUGUCAUCGGCAGGGUUUUCUCCAGCACAGAGGCGCUGAUGAAGAGCUUCAGGAGGGAUGAACCCACCACUAGUGAACCUCUUGACUCAGAUGUGGGCAAGCAUGAGAAACAGAGUGAGCAAACUUCAGACCAGAUGGGUGCUUCUUCUGUAGCUGCUUUACCAGACGGAGGUCCUAAUGAAAUGUUCGACCCUUGUGAGGUUACUGUGGACAUCUGCUCGGUGAGGAGAGUCUAUGACAGACUUCUAGCCAUCGAUCAGGUGGAAGCGGCCCUCGUAAAUGCGCUAAUUUUCCUCACUCCAAAUGUGGAACUUGACCUGGAAUACCUUGAUGUAUAUGAAACAAACCCAGAUUACCUGAAUAUCUUCAUCAUCAUGAUGGAGAACAGUAACCUCCACAGCCCAGAGUACCUGGAAGUGGCAUUGCCGCAGUUCUGCAAAGCGAUGUGCAAACUGCCAGUGACUGCGCUCGCCAGGCUGUCAAAGCUGUGGUCCAUGUAUGGCCUCCCACACAUCCGCCGUAUGAUGGAGACCUUCCAGCAGCUCAUCACUUUUACAGUUGUCAGCAAUGAAUAUGACAGCGAAAAUCUGGUAAAUGAUGAUGAGACAGUGGUGGCUGCCACCCAGUGUUUAAAAGUUGUCUUCUACGCAAGUAUUCAGGGUGGUGAUGUGGAUGUUGGGCACAGUGAGGACGACGAGGACGAUGAGGAGUCAGAUGAGCUCACCCUGCAUGAGCUGCUAGGUGAGGAGCAGCUCUAUAAGAAGGGUCCCCGAGUUGAUCCUCUGGAGAAGGAACUGAGUGUUAGACCUAUAGAUAGCAUAAAACCUCUCAUCCCCUUUGAAGAUUUUAUUAACGAGUCACUGAAUGAAGUGCUGGAGAUGGACAAGGACUUCACCUUCUUUAAGGUUAAUGCUGAAACCAAGUUUUCUUUCCAGAGCUGCCCUUUCAUCCUCAGUGUCAUCACCAAGAACCAAGGCCUUUACUACGACAACAGAAUCAGGAUGUACAGUGAGCGGCGCCUCACAGCCCUCUAUAGCAUGGUCCAGGGUCAGGAGCCCAACCCUUAUCUCAAGCUCAGAGUACGCAGAGAUCACAUCAUCGAUGACGCCCUCGUACGACUGGAGAUGAUCUCCAUGGAGAACCCAUCUGACCUGAAGAAGCAGCUGUUUGUGGAGUUUGAGGGGGAACAAGGUGUAGAUGAGGGAGGGGUUUCAAAGGAGUUCUUUCAGUUGGUCUUGGAGGAAAUUUUCAAUCCCGACAUAGGAAUGUUCACCUAUGAUGACGAGACAAAACUGUUUUGGUUCAAUUCAUCCUCCCUGGAGAAUGAAGCACAGUACACUCUCGUUGGACUCGUCCUGGGUCUUGCCAUUUACAACAACUGUAUCCUGGACGUACAUUUUCCCAUGGUUGUCUACAGGAAACUCCUGGGCAAGAAAGGGACCUUCUUGGACCUUUCAGACUCACAUCCGGAUCUCUACCAGAGUCUGAAGCAGUUGCUUGAAUAUACCGGUAAUGUAGAGGAAGACAUGGCGCUCACCUUCCAGAUAUCACACACAGACCUCUUUGGAAGCCCGGUCUUAUAUGACUUAAAGGAGCAGGGAGAGCAGAUCCCUGUUACUCAGGAGAAUAGACAGGAGUUUAUUGACCUGUAUACUGACUACAUACUGAACAAGAGUGUGGAGAGACAAUUCAAAGCCUUCAAAAAAGGUUUCCUAAUGGUCACAAAUGAGUCCCCGCUGAAGUAUUUGUUUAGACCUGAGGAAGUAGAGCUGCUUAUAUGUGGAAGCAGGAAACUUGACUUUGAAGCACUUGAAAAGACAACGGAAUACGAUGGAGGUUAUAGCAAAGACAGCCAAAUCAUCAAAGAUUUCUGGGAAACAGUCCACUCAUUUGGAGAGGAGCAGAAGCGGUUGUUUCUUCAGUUUACCACAGGGACAGACAGAGCACCAGUCGGCGGGCUCGGCAAAUUAAAGAUGAUCAUCGCAAAGAACGGCUCAGACACAGACAGGUUGCCAACCUCCCACACCUGCUUCAAUGCACUGCUGCUCCCAGAGUACUCCUCUAAGGAAAAACUGAGAGAACGACUCCUCAAGGCCAUCACUUAUGCCAAAGGAUUUGGGAUGCUGUGACAGAUCCACAAAGAAAGUUUUUUGACUCUAUUUUAACAGGGAGUUUCACAGAAAUACAAAGGGAAAUGACAUACAACAAAAUGCUGCAAUAACCCUGUGCCUAAUCAGCCCUUACCGGUCACACUCCACUGACGGCCUUUCACUCUGAGGUCUGUCCUCCUCUGAGAGCUACUUUCAUAUACGGUGCAUUAGAUUACCCAAAGAGUUUACCAUGGCACUUCCAUCAUUUUGUGUGUUUUUGUUUCUGGGCAAACACAAACAGUAUUUGAUUUGUGAAACUGUGAAAGUGCACUUAUACACAGCGGUUUAGUGAAUGCCAGCACAUACAGUAUAUUUAUUGACCUAGUUUGAAUUUUUCAUGUUUUUUUUAGUUCCAUAUGGUAUAGCAGUAUUCUGUCCUCGGGCUCUCUUCCCACAGUGGACAGAGCAUAAUGGUGCUUCCUGGUUACGACUGUCAUUGUAGUAUACCGAGGUGAAGCCUUUUUCUCUGUAAUGCUGCUAACCCUGUGUGAGAGCAAACUCAACACUAACCUGAAGGUUAUUUUAAGCUAUUUCUCUUUUGUGCCUGUUUUAUUACUUAGAAGUUGAACACUGUGUGUCAUCAAGCAGAGACCCUGACCAGAUAAUUUCAAUUGCUAGCAUAGUCGUAAAAAGUACUUGCUCACUGGUCAGUUCAGAUUUUCACAUUCUGAAGUGAAGUAUUUCUCUUCCCUUGGUUUAUUUGCCAUUAAGUGUUUCUGAUUGCACUGAGUGCAAUUUCCAAAUGUGCGAUGCCCAUAUAAAGAAAAGAGUCACAUGAAAUGCUUAAUUUGGCCAAAUAUCUCAGGUAUAUAAAGAAUGUGCAGAUAAUGUGAAGCUCUAAUGUAAAUCAACUAUUAUGCAAAGUGAAUAAAGGUGAAAAAUUUUAUCAAAUUUGUCA